AGAGAUCGCGAGCGAGGCACCAGCCUGCAGCCGGCCCCCAGCACAUCCUCAGCCGCACAGACACUCGGCGAGGUGGAGGUGAGGGCGGGCGCCAGCGAACUCGGAGAGGGGCUCGCUCACUCCCAGGCGAUCCCAGCCGCCACCGCCGCCGCACCAGCAGCAGCAACAGCAGCAGCAGCUUCCUUCCUCAGACUCCCCUCGAGAGGCUGGCCAAGCGGGUGUAGCCGUUGGGGGAGGCUCCCGCCGGGGGAACCCGGCGAGGACAAGAGCAGGGCGGCCGCCUUCCACUCGGGCUGUCCGGCGGCGGCUGCCUCCGCCCGUGUGUCCGUCAAGGGUGCCGCGGGAUGUGUGUCAGUUUACGCCUCUGAGAUCACACAGCUGCCUGGGGGCCGUGUGAUGCCCAAGGCAAGUCUUGGUUUUAAUUAUUAUUAUUAUCAUUAUUGUUACGCUUGGCUUUCGGGAAAUACUCGUGAUAUUUGUAGGAUAAAGGAAAUGACACUUUGAGGAACUGGAGAGAACAUAUAUGCGUUUUGUUUUUAAGAGGAAAACCGUGUUCUCUUCCCGGCUUGUUCCCUCUUUGCUGAUUUCAGGAGCUACUCUCCUCCUGGUGAGGUGGAAAUUCCAGCAAGAAUAGAGGUGAAGACAAGCCACCAGGACUCAGGAGGGAAACGCUGACCAUUAGAAACCUCUGCAUAAGACGUUGUAAGGAGGAAAAUAAAAGAGAGAAAAACACAAAGAUUUAAACAAGAAACCUACGAACCCAGCUCUGGAAAGAGCCACCUUCUCCAAAAUGGAUAUGUUUCCUCUCACCUGGGUUUUCUUAGCCCUCUACUUUUCAAGACACCAAGUGAGAGGCCAACCAGACCCACCGUGCGGAGGUCGUUUGAAUUCCAAAGAUGCUGGCUAUAUCACCUCUCCCGGUUACCCCCAGGACUACCCCUCCCACCAGAACUGCGAGUGGAUUGUUUACGCCCCCGAACCCAACCAGAAGAUUGUCCUCAACUUCAACCCUCACUUUGAAAUCGAGAAGCACGACUGCAAGUAUGACUUUAUCGAGAUUCGGGAUGGGGACAGUGAAUCCGCAGACCUCCUGGGCAAACACUGUGGGAACAUCGCCCCGCCCACCAUCAUCUCCUCGGGCUCCAUGCUCUACAUCAAGUUCACCUCCGACUACGCCCGGCAGGGGGCAGGCUUCUCUCUGCGCUACGAGAUCUUCAAGACAGGCUCUGAAGAUUGCUCAAAAAACUUCACAAGCCCCAACGGGACCAUCGAAUCUCCUGGGUUUCCUGAGAAGUAUCCACACAACUUGGACUGCACCUUUACCAUCCUGGCCAAACCCAAGAUGGAGAUCAUCCUGCAGUUCCUGAUCUUUGACCUGGAGCAUGACCCUUUGCAGGUGGGAGAGGGGGACUGCAAGUACGAUUGGCUGGACAUCUGGGAUGGCAUUCCACAUGUUGGCCCCCUGAUUGGCAAGUACUGUGGGACCAAAACACCCUCUGAACUUCGUUCAUCGACGGGGAUCCUCUCCCUGACCUUUCACACGGACAUGGCGGUGGCCAAGGAUGGCUUCUCUGCGCGUUACUACCUGGUCCACCAAGAGCCACUAGAGAACUUUCAGUGCAAUGUUCCUCUGGGCAUGGAGUCUGGCCGGAUUGCUAAUGAACAGAUCAGUGCCUCAUCUACCUACUCUGAUGGGAGGUGGACCCCUCAACAAAGCCGGCUCCAUGGUGAUGACAAUGGCUGGACCCCCAACUUGGAUUCCAACAAGGAGUAUCUCCAGGUGGACCUGCGCUUUUUAACCAUGCUCACGGCCAUCGCAACACAGGGAGCGAUUUCCAGGGAAACACAGAAUGGCUACUAUGUCAAAUCCUACAAGCUGGAAGUCAGCACUAAUGGAGAGGACUGGAUGGUGUACCGGCAUGGCAAAAACCACAAGGUAUUUCAAGCCAACAACGAUGCAACUGAGGUGGUUCUGAACAAGCUCCACGCUCCACUGCUGACAAGGUUUGUUAGAAUCCGCCCUCAGACCUGGCACUCAGGUAUCGCCCUCCGGCUGGAGCUCUUCGGCUGCCGGGUCACAGAUGCUCCCUGCUCCAACAUGCUGGGGAUGCUCUCAGGCCUCAUUGCAGACUCCCAGAUCUCCGCCUCUUCCACCCAGGAAUACCUCUGGAGCCCCAGUGCAGCCCGCCUGGUUAGCAGCCGCUCGGGCUGGUUCCCUCGAAUCCCUCAGGCCCAGCCCGGUGAGGAGUGGCUUCAGGUAGAUCUGGGAACACCCAAGACAGUGAAAGGUGUCAUCAUCCAGGGAGCCCGCGGAGGAGACAGUAUCACUGCUGUGGAAGCCAGAGCAUUUGUGCGCAAGUUCAAAGUCUCCUACAGCCUAAACGGCAAGGACUGGGAAUACAUUCAGGACCCCAGGACCCAGCAGCCAAAGCUGUUCGAAGGGAACAUGCACUAUGACACCCCUGACAUCCGAAGGUUUGACCCCAUUCCGGCACAGUAUGUGCGGGUAUACCCGGAGAGGUGGUCGCCGGCGGGGAUUGGGAUGCGGCUGGAGGUGCUGGGCUGUGACUGGACAGACUCCAAGCCCACGGUAGAGACGCUGGGACCCACUGUGAAGAGCGAAGAGACAACCACCCCCUACCCCACCGAAGAGGAGGCCACAGAGUGUGGGGAGAACUGCAGCUUUGAGGAUGACAAAGAUUUGCAGCUCCCUUCGGGAUUCAAUUGCAACUUCGAUUUCCUCGAGGAGCCCUGUGGUUGGAUGUAUGACCAUGCCAAGUGGCUCCGGACCACCUGGGCCAGCAGCUCCAGCCCAAACGACCGGACGUUUCCAGAUGACAGGAAUUUCUUGCGGCUGCAGAGUGACAGCCAGAGAGAGGGCCAGUAUGCCCGGCUCAUCAGCCCCCCUGUCCACCUGCCCCGAAGCCCGGUGUGCAUGGAGUUCCAGUACCAGGCCACGGGCGGCCGCGGGGUGGCGCUGCAGGUGGUGCGGGAAGCCAGCCAGGAGAGCAAGUUGCUGUGGGUCAUCCGUGAGGACCAGGGCGGCGAGUGGAAGCACGGGCGGAUCAUCCUGCCCAGCUACGACAUGGAGUACCAGAUUGUGUUCGAGGGAGUGAUAGGGAAAGGACGUUCCGGAGAGAUUGCCAUUGAUGACAUUCGGAUAAGCACUGAUGUCCCACUGGAGAACUGCAUGGAACCCAUCUCGGCUUUUGCAGUGGACAUCCCAGGAAAAAAAAUAAGACUACACAAGAGGGGGAAAAAACAGCAGGUUUUCCUUGAAAUGCUCUGUUUUUCCCACCCUCAUGCCCUAAGAGAAGGUAGCCAACAAAAGAAAUGAAAAGAGCCAAUUGCUUGUUCACAUAUCUACUUACAACAAUGGAGAAUAGCUGAUUUUUCAAAGACUUGGGGUAAAAAAGAGGUUCUAGAAUUUUCUUUCAUCAGCUUUGCUGUGUUUUUCCAGUCUGCACAAUUGUGAAGCCUAUCUUUAUAGCCAAACAUGUCUCUGGCUGCAUUUUUCUUCUUUUCAUGCCAUUGUUGGGGCUCAUUGGAGACAUUCUGGCCUCAGCUGCUCAUCCGCCUCCACACUUGAAAGUAUUACUAGGUCAUUUCACAGUCUUCUUGUUUGCAGUCAGUAUUUCCAAUUCUUUUUAGUGUUUCCUUCUAGUUAUUCAACUAAAAAUAAUAGAAACGAAUGGCUAAAUUCAAGAUCAAACUCUUCCAGUAAUCUCACACCAAGCCCCCUCCUUUUUUUUCCGCACUUGAAACCAUUUGAAAAAUUCCAAAAAAUAUUUUUUCCAUGACCGUGCCUAGAUUUGGCUGUAGCCCAAGAGAUAAAAGCCUGUGAUAAAGGCUCUUCUGAUGGUGCUUCUAAACUCAAGCCAAACCCAGCAAGGAAUGAAUGGCUCUCAAGUAGCCCGACUUCUUAACAGAGGAGAUUUGGCAAAGUUUAGAUCAACACCUGAAUGUUUGGCUCCUUAUUGCAACUUGGAUGAACAAACUGAAUUGGGAAAUUAAGUGUGGUGGGGAAGGCGGACCUUCAGCCAAUACUAAAUAUUAAACUGAAUUAAACCGAAUUUUGAAGUGCCAAGAAGAAUCUCCUUAGUCCUUUGUUAUUUAUCUUUUACUGAGGUCUCAGUGUUGUAUUUCCUGCUGGGAUUAAAAGAGAAUGGCUGAGAGAAGUUUCUGGAGGCUACUCAUCUGAAAAAUCCAGCGAUUUAACUGGCCCAUGGGGUUCAGAAACUUGGAAUCAAGUUCAACAAAGGCACUAAGUGGCCAAGAGCUUAUCCCAAAUAAAUCACAGCCCCCAAACAAGGUGUUGAAAAUCUAUGGCUUACUCUCAGUUCUACUGCUGAUUUAUUCAAUGACUUAUUGCACUUCUCUACCCUCCCUCCUCAAUUUCAUCUCUAAAGUCAAAGUGAUGACACCUGGUACCUGUGAAAAUGAAUGAUUUCAGUGGUUUCCUGUGUGUAAGAGGCUCUUCGAUCCUUGCCUUCAAGGCUGGUUGAAAUGUGGUAGGUUAAGUGGAUGUGCUAAGACUGGCUUUCCAUGAGGUUUUCUCAGCCCAGCCUCAGUUAACACAGAGGCUUAAAACUAUAGGCACAAUUUACCCACUUUGUCAGUUCCUCAGUCACCAAUUAGCAGGACUAAGUCCUGAGCCAAACGGGCAAGUAUUGAACACAUAGAACCUCAUGGGUUCUCUUGACCUGUCCUUUUUGUGGUCUUCUCUUUCUGUGCACACCUUAAAACAAAUGGUUUCAGGGAGUGGCCACUCCCAGGAGAGGACAGAGUUAGGGUGAAGAAUGGGGCAGUGAGCAUCAUGGGGCAAUGGAGCCCUUUUGUUCAGAAGUUGCCUUGUCUCCCUCAACCAUCACCCUCUUCAAAGAACCCUCAUCAGAAAGGCCCUCGUACCUUUCUCAUUUCCUUCCUGUAAAGACAAGGGAAUUCUAGAGGAGAGGAGAGCAUCAGUGUUUACUUUACAGAGGAGCAAACAGAGACCCAGGGAGGUCAAUGACUGGUCAAGGCUCUGACACCUGAGGCAGAACCACAUGGGAGGUAGGCAUUCCGCCCCCAGCCUAGGGCCCUCCACAUCCCACGCCGCUUCCUUCAGUGCAGGGUGAUGCUGCCACUGACCAGGCUUCUGAGUGUCUCUGCUGUACACUCCAGAUGACAAGCCUGUCAUCAGCUUCAAGCAGACCUCUUAAUCCACUGCUCAGGGUUGGCAUGGAAGGGACUCUUCAAAGAAACCAGCACAUUAGUGACCUGAAAUGAUCUGUGUCCCAGGGCUGUCUUAAAUUAUUUACCCAAAAGUAACCAGUGGUUUGGGGCAGACUUCUCACUUUCCUGGCCAUAUUGUGAAGCUCCUUUACAAUGCGGGAAGUAAACAGUGUCGAGGCCAAUAUACUCAUACAAUAUGCUCUGUGUAGACACAGAGCGAAGGCUGAGAAUUUUCUGUAAGAAACUGCAGAAAAGCAAACUAAUGAAGGAAUGCUAAUCCCAAAUAAUCUUAACUUAGAAGAAGGAAGAAAAUGAGGGAGAGAGGAAAGAUAAAAAAAAGUGUCUGUGUGUGUGUGUGUGUGUGUGUGUGUGUGUGUGUGUCAGAGAAAGAGAGAGUGAGAAAGAAUGGAAAGGGCCAUAAGAGAGGGCCUUCUUAUUUGAGGACUAAAUCAUUCUCAGUAGGAAUUUCCAGGCAGCAGGUUGGAGUGUCUUGGGGGUGUUUCCCCUGAGCAGCAUGUGUGGUCUUACACUACCAGGCAGUGUUCCAGGGAAAAGCUUAUUUCAUUAGAAGAGGUUGGGUUUGUGACUGGAUAUGGCGUUCACCCUUUGUGCCGUAGUGUUGCAAUGUAUUGACAAGCACACUAGAGAAUAUUUGACUCUUCCAGGGUGGAGGGUGUUUCUGGAACAGUCUUGUGGGUGUUUUCAUAACUAGCCACCCUGGUCUCUCAUUCCAAAAAAUCAGGACAGCAGGAGAUCAGUGAGACCUUGAAUCAUGCCUCACCGUGUACCUACUCUGUCUCUCGAUGAUGCAGAGAGAAGGGACACUGACCAAAAUAAGGUGACUUUUUGGCCUGAGACUGAUCUUCAUAUGAAAAUGACCAGAGUUUUGUGAAGUUGGGUUGUAUUUGUUUUUAAGCAGUAGCUACUGUGCCCACUUGAUUACUCAAGCUCUGUAAAACCCCUUCCCAUCAUUCAUUCAGAGCUGACCUCUUUCUCUCACUGUGCUGAUCUGCAACAGCUGGGGAAGGGAUGGGUGUUGGAGAUCGGGAAGGCAGAGGUCUGACUCUCACAUAGAUAUAUGCAAGGUGGAAGAUUUGUGGCAAAGCUAGGUGAUCGCUUUGAAUUCCUUGAUGAGCCUGAUACGAAUGAAUGCAAGCCAAAAGACAAGAGAUCAGGUGCCAUGUUUGAAAGCAUUUCUAUCAAUCAGACAGAUAAAGGGAACAGAAAUCCCCCGAUGCCCAACUUGCAGCAGCCUCAAUUCCACAGUAUCCUCCUCUACACUCCCACAUUUUCCUUCCUGAUAGUGGCCCAGGCUCAUUUGCCCAAUCCCUGCCCUGGACUCCAGCAGCACUUGGGAGUCCUCUCCGCAAUGCCUCACUUUCUUUCAUGCUAAUUUGGCAUGGGUGAGUCUUCACUUCCCAACCACCCUGAAGGGCCUUGAUGGUAGACACCUGGUCCCUUACAUCUUUAUUUUCCAAAGUCAUCAGUUUGUUUCCUGGGCAUGCAGUGAGCCCUCUUACUAAGUGGUGUUAGGCUGGUUAGUUGGUUAAUGAAAACUGCCCUUUGAAGAACAAUGUAAUUUAGUUUCCUGCUCUGGGUGAUGCCUGUCAUGGAAAGCAUGAAACCCCAAAUUUCAGAUCCCCACUUCUUCAUGUUCAUGAGAAGCCCCUCAAAGCCCUACUCUAUCAAAGUAGUGAGCCAGUGAAACAGGCAACCAAAGUGUGUAUCCAGCCAAUCCGGAUCUGAGAUAAGGCAGACUCUUUUAUUUUAUUAGAAGGGGGCAGUAGGGAUAUGGUGGUAGUUACAGUGUCCCAGCCACACCCAAAGAACUUGAAUGCAGACUGGGGAUCCACCCUGGCCCUAAUACAGUUAUUUGAGAGUCAGUAUUUGUAGUCAGGCUGACCUGAGACUGAAUCCACAUGGGGGCCUAGAAGGAAACAGGGUCAUGGGAGCACAAAGGUUGAAAGCGGAACUCGUGUGGGUGGUAAGAUCCCUUCCUGACCUGCAUUCUUCUAGAGGUUUGGCCCAUUCCACUCUCCCUAGCCCAUCUCACACUCACCAACACACCCACCCACUAAAACAGAGUCCUGGAACUUCCUCUUCAAGUUUUCCCCAUUGAAAACAAAAUUCUGAGUCCCUGGUUCCUUUCUCCCACUCUCUCCUGAUGUCUGCCCUGACUUCGGCAGCUAGGUCUGCCAUCCUGUGGCUGCCAUUUCCCCUUUCCAGGGAGCUGUGGCCUCUACCCUCUGCCUUGGGCUCCUAGCUCAUCAUUCUCCCCUCUGCCUCCCAGAGGCCGGUAGCUUUACCCGUUGGUUCUCCUGGUAGCAUCUUACCUGCCACACCUUGCCUAUUCUUUGCUAGAACUACAGGGACCUAAUGAGAGAACCACAUUCCUUCCUGCUGGCCUCCUAAGGAAACAGGCUGCAGUUUACCUACCAGGCUCAACAGAAAAGGAAAGUGGCUGGUAAAGGGCAAAGAUGCUUUUGAGAGAGAGAAAGCUCUUAAUCAAACACAGAUAUCAAGAAUAUUAGCAAGGGGACUAGAGAAAAUUGCUAUCAAAGUAAAUGGUUUUUUGUACAAAUGUUCCCUUUAUUUGUGUUUUCCCCAGUGUGCCAUUCUUUCUUUAAGGCUUGGUGAACAGAUGUGCUUUUGAAAAUGUUGAUUAACUUAUCCUUUUUUUGACCCCCUUCCCACUCACUCAAACUCAGGGGAGCAGUGAUUAUAUAAAAAGCCAAGUCAAGCCACUAAAGUGUUCUUCUUCACCUUAAGUAGCCUUUGAUUCUCCAGGUGCAGAAAUCUCAGCUGCAUCUGGGCAAUUGAUUUCAUUGAGUCUUAGAAAUGGGCCAAUUCUUAGGAAAUCAUCUCAUCCAGUCCUCAACCUCCAGAGACAAGAGGCCGUGAUCUCCUGUGAUAAAAUGUUCUCAAAAUCAUUAGCAUCAUUUUACCCUUUUUCCUUUAAGAUCAAUGCCACAUUCACCCCUUUCCAGCCAGUGAUCUAUGGUAUCCUAAGACUUCUUCCCUGAGGGUGUGAGAUGGAGCAAGAUGGCAUUCUAGCCUCCAAGAAUUCAUCACAUCCUUGGCAGAAACAAGAUCCCUAAAAGCAAGCAUAGGAUUUGGCCCAGAAGUCACUGGCAGGAGCCCCGUGGUUCUCAUCCUAGGCUGAUUCACAUAUUCUUAUCCAGUGUUCUGCCUCUUUUACUGGUGAAGAUGUUAAGACAUAUGAGCAGCCCAUCAAACCAAUUAAUUGUUGGAAAUGUGACGGUUUUCUUCCAUGUUUUUUUUUUUUUUCAUAUGGAAAAAAACCCUGUGGGUUGACUUUCACAAGCUCGAUUUGAUCCCUGUGACAAACACCACCUUCCUCUUGUUGAUUCAUGUUCACAUCUCCCUUCCAAGGAAACAACCUGCUCUGUUGGGGCCUGGAGGAGAAUGCAGGGAAUGGGCGUUGAGGUGGGGAGGCUGGCGUGGCCUGCAGGUGCCACUUGCUGUGCUUUAAACAUGCAAGGAAUGGGCUGGAGUUAUGGAGGAUUAGUGCCAUGUGGCAUCAAUCUUUUAAGUGGGGUCUUGGCAAGUUGUUUUGUGCAUCCCUUACUAGGGACCGAGGGGGAUGAGAAUGUGCUUUAGCACUUUGGCCAGAAAUGAGAAAGACUUCUAACAUGAUUGAAACCAUGGCCUCCAGGAAAAGACUGAAUUUCAAAUGUGACAGUGAUGGAUCAAUGCUCAGUUCAGAUCAUGGUCAAGUAGAUCUUCCCCGAGAUGUAGUGCUGAUGAAGGAAGCUUUCGGGAUGGUCUAAAGUUCUUUUUCUCCCUCUUGUCUGAUACUUCAGCCGUUUGGGAUUUUGAUUUUCUUUUAAGCCUUGAUUUUUGGAUUUCAAUUUAUAGUAGUGACUUCAAGAUUGUUUAUCUGACUUGGUGGAACAAAACUCUGAGAGGGCCAUACACAUUCACUGGGGCUGUCUUGAGCUGACAGCUUGGAAAGGCAUAAUUAGCUUGUGAGAUAGGAAGAAAUGAUAAGAUGUUGCUCUUUGCCAUGCAUUUGAUGUUCUCUAUUAAUGUUUUACCAUUUUAGACAGAUAACUUUCAGUGGUUCUGAUUUCUAUAAGUUGGACAGCACAGUGAAUAGAGAGACCUGUAUUAUCACCCUCCCAAAUUAUCAUGAAAAA
Homo sapiens (human) is the source of this 9374-nucleotide messenger RNA. It is a transcript of the gene NRP2, whose product is annotated as neuropilin 2. Gene Ontology annotation, molecular function: vascular endothelial growth factor receptor activity; semaphorin receptor activity. Gene Ontology annotation, biological process: axon extension involved in axon guidance; vestibulocochlear nerve structural organization; sympathetic neuron projection extension. The record is from RefSeq and is a predicted model, not a curated record. The transcript is spliced from 17 exons. Gene Ontology annotation, cellular component: glutamatergic synapse; membrane; postsynaptic membrane. The coding region runs from base 791 to 3337 and encodes 848 amino acids. NCBI's taxonomy places the organism in Eukaryota, Metazoa, Chordata, Mammalia, Primates, Hominidae.